This is a messenger RNA of Protopolystoma xenopodis, 438 nucleotides long. Lineage: Eukaryota; Metazoa; Platyhelminthes; Monogenea; Polystomatidea; Polystomatidae. The record is from the annotation of a GenBank genome assembly.
AUGUUCGGUACUGCCGAAGAAGAGCUGUCUGCUUACAUUCCGCGUGGAAUCGUCACUUGGAGUGAGAGUGUCUCAGCUGCACUAGACAUGGGCCAUUUGGCUUUUCGUGCUGUCAGUGAGGCUGAUGUCAACUUGGGUCGACCGCUCACAGUUCUUCUCGAAGGUGCGCCCAAGGCCGGGAAGACUGCUUUGGCCGUAGAGAUCGCCCGCCGCUCCGGUUUCCCUUUCCUGAAGAUUGUCACGACUCAUAAGAUGAUUGGGUUUACAGAGACGGCCAAGUGUGCAUCGAUGAAAAAGGUGACGAUGAGUUCCAUUAUGUGUCUAUUUUUUAUCUCUCAUAUGCAUCACAAAUGCUUUUAUAUUCCGACCUCCAUUACUUUUGUACCAAGCCAUGACUUUUUGUUCAUUCCUUUGAAAUAUCCAAUGCAGCUCUUAUAA